This is a messenger RNA of Leptosia nina, 450 nucleotides long. The record is from the annotation of a GenBank genome assembly. Lineage: Eukaryota; Metazoa; Arthropoda; Insecta; Lepidoptera; Pieridae.
AUGCAAAGAAACUUGUACCGAAUGGUUAUAAAUUCGGUUCGUCCGAUAAAUUUGAAAAGAAAUAGCUUUCACACCACAUCUGUUCGUCUUGAUGCUCAGCCAACUGAAAAAACAAUCAACCAAGUCACACUUUUGGGACGAGUGGGUGCUGAUCCACAAAAACGUGGCACUGAAGAGCGUCCCGUAAUCAACUUUCCCCUGGCAACUCACUUCAGUUAUAAAUAUGAAUCUGGAGAUGUUCUACAAAAAACAGAUUGGCACCGAGUUAGUGUGUUUAAGCCAGGCCUGAGAGACACAGUUUACAAAUUUCUUAAAAAGGGGCAAAGAGUCUAUGUCACUGGCAAAUUAUCAUAUGGGGAAAUUAAAUUAGAUGAUGGUCAAGUGAGAUCAGCUUCAACUGUUAUAGCUGAAGACAUAAUUUUCUUCCAGAGUCAAGCAGAGAAAAUGUAA